Molecule: messenger RNA, 3187 nt
Organism: Malus domestica (apple)
Lineage: Eukaryota; Viridiplantae; Streptophyta; Magnoliopsida; Rosales; Rosaceae
Product: DNA topoisomerase 3-alpha
Biological process (GO): DNA topological change
Cellular component (GO): nucleus; chromosome
Molecular function (GO): DNA binding; DNA topoisomerase type I (single strand cut, ATP-independent) activity; zinc ion binding
Source: RefSeq, a predicted model, not a curated record
AGGCUCCCUGAAAAAUCCCUCCGAACAAUUGGAGUUGGCGCAAGCGGGAAAAUCCAGGAAGUAGAGUUCAAUUCGAAGGCGAAAUCAAAUGGAGGCAGGGCGAGUAGAGUGGUGAAAAUGUCAGGGGGUAUUAGGGUGCUGAACGUGGCGGAGAAGCCAUCGGUGGCUAAGUCGGUGGCGACAUUACUGUCAGGGAACCAAGGGCAAGGGCUGAGAGUGAGGGAAGGCCGAUCCCGCUACAACAAAAUCUACGAGUUCAACUACUCAAUCAAUGGCCGCCCCUGCCACAUGCUCGUCACCUCCGUCACCGGCCACCUCAUGGAGCUCGAAUUUGAGGACCGCUUUCGAAAGUGGCACGCCUGCGACCCCGCCCUUCUCUUUACCGCUCCCGUCCAUAAAAAAGUCCCUGAGGACAAGUUGGAUAUCAAGAGGACGUUAGAGGAGGAAGCAAGGAGGUGCCAGUGGCUUGUCUUGUGGCUCGAUUGUGAUAGAGAAGGAGAAAACAUUGCGUUUGAAGUCAUAGAAGUAUGCACAGCCGUGAAUCGUCAUCUUACCAUAAGGAGGGCUCGUUUCUCAGCUUUGACUGAAAGGGAUAUCUAUAAUGCAGUGCAGAAUCUUGUCAACGCAAACAAAUUCUUUGCUGAUGCAGUGGAUGCUAGGCAAGAAAUAGAUCUUCGGAUUGGUGCUUCGUUUACUAGGUUUCAGACUAUGCUGCUGAGAGAUGCAUUUGUUAUUGAUUCCACUGCAAGUGACAGAAAUCUUGUUCUAAGUUAUGGUCCUUGCCAGUUCCCUACACUUGGAUUUGUUGUGGAGAGAUAUUGGGAAAUACAGUCGCACGAGCCAGAGGAGUUUUGGACCAUAAACUGUUCACACAGAUCAGAUGAAGGCAUUGCUACAUUCCAUUGGAUGCGUGGACAUUUAUUUGACUACGCUUGUGCUGUUGUUAUUUAUGAAAUGUGUGUUGAGGAACCAACUGCUACUGUGACAAAGGUUAGACAACAGGAGAAGCUGAAAAAGCCUCCAAAUCCUCUGAAUACAAUUCAGCUUGAACAGCGUGCCUCAAUAUACUUUCGGAUGAGUUCUGAACACACAAUGAAGGUGGCAGAAGAGCUGUACCAAGCUGGUUUCAUCAGUUAUCCUCGUACGGAAACUGAUGGCUUCUCUGAAAGGACGGAUUUGCGUGCAAUUGUGGAAGAACAACAAAGGCAUCCUGGAUGGGGAUCAUAUGCUCAACGAUUGUUGGACCCAGCAUCUGGGCUUUGGAAAAACCCUAGCAAUGGUGGACAUGAUGACAAGGCCCAUCCACCUAUCCACCCCACUAAAUUUUCUUCUGGAGAAUCAGGAUGGAGUCAAGAUCACCAUAGAUUGUAUGAGCUGGUUGUUCGCCAUUUCCUGGCAUGUGUCUCACAGCCAGCUGUAGGGGCAGAAACCACUGUUGAGAUUGAUAUUGCUGGUGAAUUGUUCUCUGCUUCAGGGAGAGUUAUACUAGCAAAAAAUUACUUAGACGUUUAUCGAUUUGAAUCAUGGGGAGGUUCGUUGCUACCAACAUAUGAAUAUGGACAACAGUUUGUCCCAACAACAUUAACUCUUGAUUCGGGAGUCACUAGGCCUCCACCACUUUUAAGUGAAGCUGAUUUGCUGAGUUGUAUGGACAAGGAGGGCAUUGGCACAGAUGCAACGAUGCAUGAUCACAUAAAAAAGCUGCUGGAUCGAUUUUAUGCAACCAAGGACUCAAGCAUGCGUUUCUCACCGACCAAUCUUGGCGAAGCGUUGGUGAUGGGAUAUGAUGACAUGGGGUAUAAACUGUGGAAACCAUACCUUAGAGCUGUUAUGGAGCGUGACAUGAAAGCUGUUAGUGAAGGUGCUAAGAGCAAAGCUGAAGUUUUGGAAACUUGCUUGCAGCAAAUGAAAGCUUGCUUCCUAGAUGCAAGGUUGAACAAAGUAAAACUCUUUGAAGCCAUGUCAGUAUUCUUUGAGAGAUCUGGCAGGCCUAGUGGGGAUGAUCAGCACACAUCUGGAGAGUUCAUUCGGCGAUGUGGACUGUGCCAUGAAGCAGAUAUGGUACUUAGACAAAACCGGGAUGGAAAUUUCAUGGUUGGAUGCUUGGGUUAUCCUCAGUGUAGGAAUGCUGUCUGGCUCCCUGGAUCUGUAUCAGAAGCUGCUGUAACAACUAACGUUUGCAACUCAUGCACGCCAGGUCCUGUUUACUUGAUUCAAUUUACAUUUCGGCGGCUAGAAAUACCACCAAACUAUAGUGCCAACCAUUUGGGUUGCAUUGGCGGCUGUGAUGAGACUCUUAGACAGUUGACGGAAAUCUGUGGAACUGGUUCUCGGUUAUCAGCAAGAGGGCGUGGGCCAGCGACAUCCAACAAUAAUGUCCCACGAAGUAAUACCAGGCAGGGUCCUUGCAUAUAUUGUCAUCAAGCAGGGCAUUCUUCAGGCGAUUGCCCUUCCCAAUCUUCAGGUCCUCGAAGGGUGAGGCCUCAAUCUAUGAAUGUUCAAAGUGCAAGAGGGGGUGGACCAGCAAUGUCCAACAAUGUCCAACGAAGUAAUACUAGGCAGGGUGCUUGCAUAUACUGUCAUCAAACGGGUCAUUCUUCAGGCGAUUGCCCUUCCCAAUCUUCAGGUCCGCAAAGUGCAAGGCCUCGACCUAUGAAUGUACAAAGUGGACAAGUAUCAAUCUCAUGUUCUACGUGUGGUGCACCAUGUGCUUUACGAACAGCUAAUACAACAGCUAACAGAGGAAGAAAAUUCUACUCUUGUCAAUCGCAGGCGUGCAACUUUUUUGUAUGGGAGGAUAGCCUCAACAAUGAUAACGGAGGAAGAGGUUUUCAGCGUGCAAAUGUUAGUGCCUCAGCAUCUAACCCCACUCGGAAUGGUGGCAGCGGUAGAGGUGGCCGGGGUGCAGGAGAUGCUGCUGGGGUGAGUUUUGUAUCAGCGACUGGUGAUCCCGUCUCCGGUAGAAGGUGUUUUGCUUGCGGAGAUCCAUCACACUUCGCAAAUGUUUGCCCGAACCGUGGUAACUGAUGCACCUCCACCUCGUAGAUUACAUCUCUAGUGACUACUUUUGUGCUUAAAGAUUGAUGUCACUGUUCAGCGUAGAUAUAUCAGGUUAGGUACCUAGUAUUCUACAGUGAUGUUGAUUUGAAAGGAUAAUUUUCUAAUGAAAAUCAAAAGAUUAUCUUCA